This is a messenger RNA of Mercenaria mercenaria, 2943 nucleotides long. Its product is annotated as deoxynucleoside triphosphate triphosphohydrolase SAMHD1-like. The transcript has 17 exons. The record is from RefSeq and is a predicted model, not a curated record. Gene Ontology annotation, biological process: dGTP catabolic process. Gene Ontology annotation, molecular function: dGTPase activity. Gene Ontology annotation, cellular component: nucleus. The coding region runs from base 101 to 2635 and encodes 844 amino acids. NCBI's taxonomy places the organism in Eukaryota, Metazoa, Mollusca, Bivalvia, Venerida, Veneridae.
AAAAAUGUUAUCAUACUCGCGAUACGUCUCUAUUAAAUGACAAGAUAUAGAUAAAAUACAUUGACAUAACCGAAGUUAAACAUACAUAAAGAAGUGAAGUAUGCCUCCCACAAAAGCACCAAAAUAUGGACAUUUGUUUAUAGCCGUCCAACGCUGUGGGUUAAGGAUAACAAAGGAAUUAUUUCUGAAAAGAGUACGCGACAUUACGCCAGAGGGUCACGACCCAUUUCCAUGGACAGUUGAUGAUUUCCUUUAUACAAACAGAGAGAAGAUUAUCAAGCAUAAGCUUGGGGAAAAGUUGAAACAGUAUUUAUUCCCUGGACAUUCUAAGUCGACAAAUUUAGAGCGUUUGGAUCUGAACACAUUUUGCUUUCUUCUGAUACAUUUCUGUGGGCUUGAAAUACGUGUCCGACAGGACAUAAAUCGUUUGAGAAAGUUGAGAAACAAGCUAGUCCAUUUAGGAGACGGUGACAUCGAUGAAUAUACGUAUGAAACAGAUCUUGACAGAAUCAGAGGUAUAAUAAGCAGGUGUUCAAACGAGCUAAAUAAUCCUGAGUUGGCGGUUGAACUGGAAAAUGUUAUAAAGGAAAUAGAGAAUGUACAAUUGGCUGAUUUUGAAAAAGCGAGAGAGAAGUUAAAAGAAUGGAUGGUUGAUGAAACAAAAUAUCGUGUUUGGAUAAAAUUCACACAGGAAGGAUUUGAUGGACUGAAGACAGCUUUGCAAGACGUUCAAGAGAGAUUAGAAGAAAAUGGAAAGCUGGGACAUAUUGAUAUCUCAUUUUCGAGUGCAAUAUUGUUCAUUGAACUGGGAAAAGAAUUAGAGGAAGCAUUUUCAGGCGCAUACCAAGGAAGUGUACCAGGGAAACUCCAUACACACAUCCAAUCAUGUGUUGAUGCAAUUAAGGAAGACAUUCGUCAGAUGGGCCCGGAAGUGGAGAGUGUCAGUAUUGGUUCAAUUAUCUUCAAGUUUACAUGCUUUUCCGUAACGUCCUUGAUAUAUCUGGUAGACUACUUUAGCGGUCCAAUCCUACAAAGACGUCUACACGGCAUAGCAAAGGCACUCCAAGAUAUGGUUGAUGAUUUAGUUACAAUACAAAUAUGUGUGCCACCGGAGAACUCUCAGGAAAUAAUACAGAAAUUAGAAAAAGUAUGCGUGUCUGAGGACGAUGUUAUACCACAAGCCAAAAGAAAAAAGGUAUUCAACGACCCACUGUAUGGUCAAAUAGAAUUACAUCCCCUGUGCGUUAAGAUUAUUGACACACCACAGUUCCAAAGAUUGAGGCACAUUAAACAGCUAGAGACCUGUUACUUAGUCUACCCUGGCGCCAGUCAUAACAGAUUUGAGCAUUCGAUUGGGGUUUGUCACUUGGCUGGUAAAUUUUUGAGAGUACUGAAAGAACUCCAGCCAGAGUUAGAUAUUACAACGAAAGAUAUUCUAUGUGUGGAAAUAGCCGCGCUCUGUCAUGACCUUGGUCAGGGACCAUUUUCCCAUGUGUUUGAACACAAAUUCAUACCGACUGUUUUUCCAGACAGUAAAUGGAAGCAUGAGAUGGCUACUGUGAAGAUGUUUGAAUACAUGUUGCGAGAUAAUGAGGGUAAACUUCGUGAGUACUUCCGACAGAUGAUACCUGGCUUUGAAGAAAGUGAUAUAGAAUUCAUUAAAGAACUAAUUGGUGUUCCCGCAGACUUAGAUGCACAGGUUUGGCCAUAUAGAGGGAGAAACAAGAACAAGAGUUUUUUAUACGAGGUAGUAGCUAACGGUGUUAAUGGAAUCGACGUUGACAGAUGGGACUACCUUGCCCGGGACAGUUUAAUGAUGGGGAUGAAAACUACUUUCCGUUACAGUAGAUUAAUACAGCACGCUAAAGUACUCGUGGCAGAAGGACGAAAACAAAUAUGCUACAGAGAAAAGGCGGCAGAAACCUUGUAUGACAUGUUUUACUCCAGGAUGACCCUAUACAAAACAGCUUAUCAACACAAGACACACAAUAUCAUUGGACUGAUGAUACGUGAUGCCUUGCUUGCUGCUAACAGAAAGAUUACUUUUGCCUCGGAAAAAGGAGAAGAGCUCCCGAUAUCUGACACCAUUCACGACAUGAAGGCGUAUACUCAUCUGACCGACGAUAUUCUGCAACAGAUACAGCGAUCCACUAGUGAUGAUUUGAAGACAUCUAGGGAAAUAUUAGACAGGAUUAUUCACAGGGAAUUCUACAAAUGCAUCAUUCAAACUCAAAUUGAUGUUGAACAGAAAGGAUGGAUACAGAAGAAAGACGUCCAAAAAACGUUGUUUGACAAAAUCAAUCAGAAACGGAAACAGAUCGAUCCAACAGAUUCCUCAAAAAUCCUAGAAAUCGAUGUGGUGAACCUGGACUACGGGUUUAAGGACAACGACCCAGUAACAAAGGUCUGGUUUUUCAAGAAAGGACAAGAAGAUACACCCAUCAGAAUUGACAAAGAACAAGUUUCGUUUGUACUGCCGGAUACCUUUGCUGAACAGUAUGUUCGGGUGUACAGUAGUGUGACAGAUUCUCAUCUGUUCGAUAUCAUCGAACAGUCGUUCUCAGAAUGGUGCGACGAGAAUGAUAUUCCGCAACCAAAGGGGUUAUCAAUUCCUAAAGACGACUCACCUAAAUAAAGGGCGGAGGAGAGAUUGUUGUGAAGUUUGCAUCAAUUGUUUUAAGCUUUUAAUGUAUUUCUUUCUGAUGUGGUAACUGUUCUUAAUGACAUGAACAUAGACUGUACAUAUAUAAACAUUAGUGUUUGUAUUGAUUUGUUUGCUCUUAAAUUGAAUGGCUGCUCUAUUUAUUUGCUAAAACAGUCAUGGUUUGAUAUUGAAAUAUCAUGACACACAUUGUUGCAUUACUACUCCAUGAAUGAUUAUUAAUUCACUAUUUAUUUGCAUUGUUUACUAUUUUGUGCAUUUCAUGUCGCAGCUAGACACCA